Molecule: messenger RNA, 1665 nt
Organism: Cylindrotheca closterium
Lineage: Eukaryota; Bacillariophyta; Bacillariophyceae; Bacillariales; Bacillariaceae
Source: the annotation of a GenBank genome assembly
AUGCCUCCACGAAAUCGUAGACAGGCGUUUCACCUGCCCCUGACGCUGUUGAUUUUCUUUAUUCUCUUUUUGCUGGUGUUGUAUUUUGCCGUGGCACCCGAUCCCAACGAAAAUCCAUUGCUGCCUGGUGCUGGCACAAGCUCUCAAAGCCAGAGAUAUCACAAGGUGGCUCAACAAGCCGAACAAAAACUUCGAGCCAGUGUCAGAAAGAAGAAAGAACUCUUGGGCAUUGCACUCGAUUCUUUAUCGACGACACAUUUGCCACCCAGACUCAAGGAGCUCCGACAGAAACACGAGAUUGUGGGGGAACGAUUGGGCGAAAUCAAGGCCGGAAAGGAGACUGUCCAAGAGAUUCUACAUGCUGUGCACAAUAAGCACAUGACCAGCGACAAACCGCCUAUGGAAUUGGAGGAAAUCAUUGACUACCUUACAAAUUGGAUUCAUACAUUGCACGAUACCCUGAGUGAGCAUAAAAUGGCCACCUUUGAGGGAAUUUGGCAGGCAUACCAUGACUUGACAGUCAAGACACUAUAUGUUUGGGAUCAAGACUACUUGUCUCGAAUGCCACCACGACGAGAAGAUGGAAGCAUUUUCUUGUCGGUUGCCACGUAUCGGGAUGAAAAUUGCAUCAAAACUUUGACCAAGGCAUAUGAAAAGGCCAAGAACCCAGAAAAUCUGUUCAUUGGUUUAGUCCAACAAAAUUGCCACAGCAACUGUCGAAGCGGAGUCCUCGAGGGCGGAACCAUGGAAGAGGUAGAGCCAGAUGAGGACUGUCGCAAAUUGUUCUGUGACAGUGACCAAGGGAAAUAUUGCGAUAAUGUCAGACUCUUGGAUAUUGAUGAACCUGAAUCCUUGGGUCCCUAUGCCGCCCGAUACUUUGCUUCCAAACUAUGGUACGGAGAGGAAUGGUUCAUGCAAACGGAUGCUCACAUGACAUGGAAGCAGGAUUGGGACGAGAUUAGCGUAUCCAUGCUCAAAAGCGCCCCUUCCAAGAAACCAGUCAUUUCGCACUAUCCUCCUUCGCACAUGGCAGAUUUGGAGGCCAUGGCGGACAGACCUGCUAGCAGACUAUGUGGACCCAUCUUUGCUACAAGUGAUCUAGAAUCACAAAUCAUCCGCUUAGAGGGAGCUAGUAACUACGACAAGAAAAAGCUCGAUAUUCCUCGAUUUGCCCCCUUUACCGCUGCAGGUUACUUUGUUGCGCAUUCCGAAUUCCUGCGUGAUAUUCCAUUUGAUCCAUUCCUUCCUUGGAUCUUUAUGGGAGAAGAGAUCAUCAUGUCCACACGUCUAUGGACUGCUGGAUACGAUAUCUUUAGUCCCUCUCAAGCAGUGGUUGGCCAUGUCUAUGUGAGAAGGCACAAACCCAAGUUCUGGGAGUCCGUUCACCGGGCAUUCCGACCCGGAGUGCACAAUCCAUUGCAAGCCAUGGUUCUGAAACGAAUCAAGCACCAACUUGGAUACCCCGAGUGUGCUACUGAUAUGCUAGAAACAAAGAGCCUGUUGACGGCUGUCGAGCACUACUCCAUGGGGACAGAGAGGCCGCUAUCAGCAUAUCUUGAAAUGGUUGGUCUCAACAUGACAACCAAAGAAGUCACCAUUACCAACUGGUGUGAGACUGGUUCUCCUCCACCAGGCUUUGAAGAUCUUGCUCAUCUUUAUCAAUAG